Cebus imitator (Panamanian white-faced capuchin) is the source of this 1731-nucleotide messenger RNA. It is a transcript of the gene FNTA, whose product is annotated as farnesyltransferase, CAAX box, alpha. The coding region runs from base 40 to 1227 and encodes 395 amino acids. The transcript has 8 exons. Gene Ontology annotation, molecular function: CAAX-protein geranylgeranyltransferase activity; protein farnesyltransferase activity. The record is from RefSeq and is a predicted model, not a curated record. Gene Ontology annotation, cellular component: cytoplasm; CAAX-protein geranylgeranyltransferase complex; protein farnesyltransferase complex. Gene Ontology annotation, biological process: protein geranylgeranylation; protein farnesylation. Lineage: Eukaryota; Metazoa; Chordata; Mammalia; Primates; Cebidae.
CCUCAGAGGGGCGGGGCCUCCGUUGCGGACCGAGGCGAGAUGGCGGCCACAGAGGGGGUCGGGGAGGCUGCGCAAGGCGGAGAGCCAGGGCAGCCGGAGCAGCCCCCGCCCCAGCCGCCCCCACCGCCGCCCCCACCGCCGCCCCCCCAGCAGCACGAGGGAGAGAUGGCGGCCGAGGUCGGGGAAGCCGUGGCGUCCCCCAUGGACGACGGGUUUCUGAGCCUGGACUCGCCCUCCUACGUCCUAUACAGGGACAGAGCAGAAUGGGCUGACAUAGAUCCAGUGCCGCAGAACGAUGGCCCCAAUCCCGUGGUCCAGAUCAUUUAUAGUGACAAAUUUAGAGAUGUUUAUGAUUACUUCCGAGCUGUCCUACAGCGUGACGAAAGAAGUGAAAGAGCUUUUAAGCUAACCCGGGACGCUAUUGAAUUAAAUGCAGCCAAUUAUACAGUGUGGGCUGGAGAUUUUUGCCACGUUGAAGCUGAACGAGGCGUGUGGGAGGCUGUGGCUGGGAGCAGCGCUGAGAGCUCUGGGCAUGGCAUGCAGUUCUUGGAUAAAUUAACAAAAACUUCUCUCCCUUCUUCUCUGGGCUUUAGGCAUCAUAGGCGAGUAUUAGUGGAAUGGCUACGAGAUCCAUCUCAGGAGCUUGAAUUUAUUGCUGAUAUUCUUAAUCAGGAUGCAAAGAAUUAUCAUGCCUGGCAGCAUCGACAGUGGGUUAUUCAGGAAUUUAAACUUUGGGAUAAUGAACUGCAGUAUGUGAACCAACUUCUCAAAGAGGAUGUGAGAAAUAACUCUGUCUGGAACCAAAGAUACUUCGUCAUUUCUAACACCACUGGCUACAAUGAUCGGGCUGUAUUGGAGAGAGAAGUCCAAUACACACUGGAAAUGAUUAAACUAGUCCCACAUAAUGAAAGUGCAUGGAACUAUUUGAAAGGGAUUUUGCAGGAUCGUGGUCUUUCCAAAUAUCCUAAUCUGUUAAAUCAAUUACUUGAUUUACAACCAAGUCAUAGUUCCCCCUACCUAAUUGCCUUUCUUGUGGAUAUCUAUGAAGACAUGUUGGAAAACCAAUGUGACAAUAAGGAAGACAUUCUUAAUAAAGCAUUAGAGUUAUGUGAAAUCCUAGCUAAAGAAAAGGACACUAUUAGAAAGGAAUAUUGGAGAUAUAUUGGAAGAUCUCUGCAAAGCAAACACAGCACAGAAAAUGACUCACCAACAAAUGUACAGCAAUAACACCAUCCAGAAGAACUUGAUGGAAUGCUUUUUUUAUUAAGGGAAUCUAUGCAGGAGUUUAAAACUAGAGUGAUCCUUCCCUUUGCCUGUGGUGUAAAAGUACAUCAUACAGGUAUUGCUUUUUAACAAGAACUGAUGCUCCUUAGGUGCUGCUGCUACUCAGAAUAGCUCUAAGUAAUGUGAUUCUUCUAAAGCAAAGCCAUUGGAUGGGAGGGGAAAGAAAAAGUCCCAUAAAGGAACUUUUGUAGUUUUAUCAACAUGUAAUCUAAUCCCUUAGCAUCAACUCCUCCCUCAGUGGUACACGUGUCAGGAUUUGUAGCAGUAAUGACUGCCGGUCACUUGUUUGUAAUGAAUAUGAGGUAGCCAAAGUUUGGUUCAGUAAGCAGGGAAUACAGUGGUUCCAUCAGAGCUGGUCUGCACACUCACAGAAUCUUGCUAUCACUGUAACCAACUAAUGCCAAAAGAAUGGUUUUGUAAUAAAAUUAUAGCUGUAUCUAAAAACAA